Emys orbicularis (European pond turtle) is the source of this 1788-nucleotide messenger RNA. It is a transcript of the gene SLAIN1, whose product is annotated as SLAIN motif family member 1. NCBI's taxonomy places the organism in Eukaryota, Metazoa, Chordata, Testudines, Emydidae. The transcript has 8 exons. Gene Ontology annotation, cellular component: microtubule plus-end. The coding region runs from base 1 to 1788 and encodes 595 amino acids. The record is from RefSeq and is a predicted model, not a curated record. Gene Ontology annotation, biological process: cytoplasmic microtubule organization; positive regulation of microtubule polymerization; microtubule nucleation.
AUGGAGGCUGCCUGGCUGCAGCCGCCGGCGAUGGCGGAGGUGCAGGCGGCCGGGCCCGGGGCGGGCUCGGUGGUGAGCGCCGAGCUGGAGGUGAAGAAGCUGCAGGAGCUGGUGCGGAAGCUGGAGAAGCAGAACGAGCAGCUGCGGAGCCGCGCGGCGGCCGCCACCCCCCCGGCCCCGGCCAGCCCGCACCUGCUGUUGCUCCCGCCGCCAGUCCCCGCCAUAGGCUCCCCCGCAGCGGCCGGGCUGGCCUCGAGCGGCAGCCCCGGGGCCCUGUGCAUGCCGAGCCCGGCGCCCACUCUCCUGUGUACCGCUAGCCUGGGCCCGCCGGAGCCCUUCGUCUAUUUCAAGCCCGCCCUGGCUGGCCUGGCCGCGGCAGGAGGAGGCGGGCAGGAGGCCGGGAGCAUCCCCGCGGCGAGGGAAGCCACGGUGCUGGACGAGGUGGAGGUGCUGGACCUGGAGGACGGUGACUGCAGCCAGGACGAGGACACAUGGUUGUAUGUCUCGCCUACUAAGACCCUCACACCACAAGACAAAUCAUUGAGUCCUCUGCAAUGGUGUAGACAUAUUCUGGAUCAUCCAACUCCUGAGAUAGAAGCUGCAAAACGUUCCCUAUGCUUUAGACUGGAACAAGCUAGCCGAUGGCGGAGCCUCUUCUCUACACCUGUUUCCUUGGCCUUUCCCUAUAGUCCUGUUGCAAGACUCACCCCAUAUAGCAAUGGCUUUAAUACUCCCAGCUUCUCUAAAACCUCCAAUAAAGCAAUACUAACACCUGAAAGACCAGGCUACAUUUCCAGAAGUUCUCCUCUCAGCCCCCAGUCAUCAAUAGACAGUGAACUGAGCACCUCCGAACUGGAGGAUGAUUCCAUCUCCAUGGGAUAUAAACUACAGGACCUCACUGAUGUUCAGAUCAUGGCUCGACUGCAGGAAGAGAGUCUUAGACAAGAUUAUGCUUCUACUUCAGCAUCUGUAUCAAGACACAGCUCAAGUAUCUCGCUACAUUCAGGAAAGAAAGGGACGUGCAGUGAUCAGGAAUAUGAUCGCUAUAGUCUUGAGGAUGAAGAAGAGUUUGAUCACCUGCCACCUCCACAGCCCCGACUUACUCGCUGUUCACCAUUCCAAAGAGGAAUUCCACACUCUCAAACUUUUUCCAGUAUUCGGGAGUGCAGGAGAAGCCCCACUUCGCAGUAUUUCCCUCCAAAUAAUUAUCAGCAUCAGUAUUAUUCUCCUCAAGCCCAAACGCCAGAGCAGCAGCCAAAUAGGAUUAGUGGAGAUAAACUCAGAAGAAGCAUGCCUAACCUAGCUCGGAUGCCAAGUACUCCUACCAUUAAUAACAAUGCUAGCUCGCCAGUCUGUGUGAGGAACAGUCAAAGCUUUGAUUCCAGUUUACAUGGAGCCGGUAAUGGGAUUUCAAGAAUACAGUCUUGUAUUCCAUCUCCAGGACAACUUCAGCACAGAGUUCAUAGUGUGGGACAUUUUCCUGUGUCUGUCAGACAGCCUCUCAAAGCCACAGCGUAUGUAAGCCCAACUGUACAAGGCAGCAGUAGUAUUCCCUUAUCCAGCACCUUACAAUUAUAUUCUAACAGUGGAAUCCCCAUGCCAAACAAGACUGCAAAUCCUGGGACUGUAGGACGCAGUGCUCUUCCAAGACCAUCAUUGGCCCUAAGUGGGAGUAGUAUACCCAGGAGUAAAAUUGCACAGCCAGUUCGAAGUUUUCUUCAGCCUCCAAAGCCUCUUUCUUCUCUUAGUACUCUACGAGAUGGAAAUUGGAGAGACGGCUGCUAUUGA